Molecule: messenger RNA, 2091 nt
Organism: Cephus cinctus (wheat stem sawfly)
Lineage: Eukaryota; Metazoa; Arthropoda; Insecta; Hymenoptera; Cephidae
Gene: CCT7
Product: T-complex protein 1 subunit eta
Exons: 5
Coding region: 140-1768 (542 amino acids)
Biological process (GO): protein folding
Cellular component (GO): chaperonin-containing T-complex
Molecular function (GO): ATP hydrolysis activity; ATP binding; ATP-dependent protein folding chaperone
Source: RefSeq, a predicted model, not a curated record
ACUACCAACUAUUAAUUCCCUAGAUUAACAAAAUGGAAGUAUCUCGAAGGUUUUGGCCCCCUACAGGUUAAGUUAUACCUAGAGUGACUAAAACGAUAAUCAUAUUUGGGCGGUGUUGUUUCUUCAAGACUUUUUCAAAAUGCAACCACAAAUAAUCUUGUUGAAAGAAGGGACGGAUACAGCUCAAGGUAAACCACAGCUGAUCUCUAACAUAAAUGCGUGUCAAAUGGUUGUGGAUGCUGUGAGGACCACCUUAGGUCCUCGUGGUAUGGACAAACUGAUUGUCGAUCAACAUGGUAAAAGUACCAUAUCCAACGAUGGUGCAACAAUUCUGAAACUUCUGGACAUCAUUCACCCUGCUGCUAAGACAUUAGUCGAUAUUGCAAAGUCUCAAGAUGCUGAGGUUGGAGAUGGUACAACCAGUGUGGUACUCCUUGCAGGAGAGUUCUUGAAGCAGAUGAAACCAUUUGUUGAAGAGGGAGUGCAUCCUCGUAUCAUCAUCAAAUCCUUCCGCCGUGCAGUUCAACUCGCGAUCGAGAAAAUCCACGCUCUAUGUGUGAAGAUCGAGAAAUCAAACAUUCAGGAACAACGUGGACUCCUAGAAAAAUGUGCUUCCACUGCGAUGAGCUCCAAACUUAUUCACCAUCAGAAGGACUUCUUCAGUAAGAUGGUGGUUGACGCAGUCUUGAUACUUGACGAGCUUUUACCUCUUAAUAUGAUUGGCAUUAAAAAGGUCUCUGGUGGAGCCCUUGAGGAUUCCUUGUUGAUCGCCGGUGUAGCAUUCAAAAAGACCUUCUCAUACGCCGGUUUCGAAAUGCAACCGAAAAAGUACUCCCCAUGCAAGAUUGCAAUGCUUAACAUUGAACUUGAAUUGAAAGCAGAACGUGACAAUGCAGAAGUCCGCGUAGACAAUGUAAAAGAGUACCAGAACAUAGUGGAUGCCGAAUGGCAGAUCCUUUAUCAAAAGCUUGAAAAAAUUCAUAAGAGUGGAGCUAACGUAGUUCUGUCAAAACUUCCGAUCGGAGAUGUGGCCACCCAAUACUUUGCCGACAGGGACAUGUUCUGCGCCGGCAGAGUUCCGGAGGAGGAUCUCAAAAGGACCAUGAAAGCUUGCGGUGGUGCUGUCAUGACUACCGUUAAUGACAUUAGUGAUGCCGUCUUGGGUAAAUGCGAAUCGUUUGAUGAGAAGCAAAUCGGUGGCGAAAGGUUUAACAUCUUCGCCGGUUGUCCAAAUGCGAAAACUUGUACCCUUAUUUUACGUGGUGGAGCGGAACAGUUCUUGGAAGAGACUGAACGGUCUUUACACGACUCGAUCAUGAUCGUCAGGAGGAUGAUAAAGAAUGAUGCUGUGGUAGCCGGUGGUGGAGCUAUCGAGAUGGAGCUCUCGCGAACUUUACGUGACUACUCUCGUACAAUUGCUGGAAAGGAACAGCUUUUGAUUGGAGCAAUUGCUCGCGCUUUGGAAAUAAUUCCAAGGCAACUCUGUGACAAUGCUGGAUUUGAUGCAACGAAUAUUUUAAAUAAGCUGCGUCAGAAACAUCAUCAAGGCAAAUGCUGGUAUGGCGUCGAUAUCAACUCCGAGGAUAUUGCUGACAACAUGGAAGCCUGCGUCUGGGAACCAGCUGUGGUUAAGAUCAAUGCUCUUACUGCAGCGAGUGAGGCUGCUUGUCUUAUUCUUUCAGUGGAUGAAACAGUAAAGAAUCCAAGGAGUGGCGGUGGUGAUGCACCACAAAUGCCGGUGGGCCGUGGUAUUGGCAGGCCCAUGUAAUUACGGACAACAGGCUCUAUAAUUAACAAUUUAUAUAAACAGCUAAUGUGAACCGAUGAUAUGUCCGUCGAAGUGCUUUGUUAGCAAAGGGCGUCAUGAAAGAUUCGACUUCUGAAACAUUCAUGAAUGUUUUUUAUCCAUAGUCAUACAAAAUGUAUAAUCACAAAACGGUUUGAUCGGAGUUUUUUGAUUUAAUUGUGUAUUAACUUAAGUGAUUACACUACAAAAAAAUACUGGUUGCUUCGAAAGUUAUACUUGCAUAAAACGUUCUUAGUCACUCUUUCAUAACAGCAUUUUAUAAUCACAAGCUUUUCACUCGCAAU